GGAUAGAAACCACUGCAGUCAGGAAAUCAACACGGAACAUGAUCAGAAAAGUUAUCGAGUAUUGCUUAAUCGGAUUAUAGAGUUUACUGCAGCACAGUUUGAAACAUGGCUCACUGCACGGUGUGAAAACACAACUCUUCGCCAAGACGGUUUCACGUUGAAUAAGCGUGUUAUUAGAAGAAACUCCGAAAACUGCAGUCCAAAGACCACCAACCGGAUCACAUCUUGGCCAGGUAGGCUGUGUUGUUCCGUUUCCAAGGAAUGCCUUGCUGAUGUCAUUCUGGAGGAGGGCAGAACAGGUGCGCUGACUCAACUUCUGUGUGCGUUGUUCUUUGGCGAAGGACUGCAAACGGAUACUAAUUCACGCAACACAACCACCCGACUCCUGGUUUGAAGCGGUUCAGCAUCGGGUUAGGGAUCUUCUCCUAUAGCGUCACACAGUUCUCUAGGGUGACCAGUCCUGAGGCUCAGGGGGGCUCGGUGGUCCGAAGAGAGAGAGAGAGAGAAAGAGAGAGAGAGAGAGAGAGAGAGACCAGCUUUAUUUAGCCACUGCGCGUACUUCACAAAACUGUUUCCACAUUUUCCCUUUGUGCUUUAUAGUUUAUGAUUAAUCCUCGCAAGCGGUUAUAGUCUUGCGUGGCUUUUGGAAGUCAUUGGUGGCUCACUGAACGGAAUUACGCACCGGAACGCGCAGGAGAGGGGAGAGCGUGAGAGACACCGGAGCAUCACCGUGAUCCUCUCCCUCCUAUGCGACAGCAUUGACGCAGGUCUCGCAUCCCAGAUGUACACAGGUGGUGCUUAAAUAAUCCACGAUAAUGACAGCUCCACAAUAACAGACGACUGUGAUCAGUGAAUGGGCUGCUGUUCGCCCGAUGGAAUACGACGCCAGAGGACAUAUUGCUUCGUGUCAACUUCGAUAUCUGCCAUGAUUUAAACGUUUCAUGUCGCGGUUUAGGAAACAACAUUGGUCUUGCGUUUAAUAGCCUGCAUUCGUUAUUGGACUCGUUUGAACGCGUGGAGAGACAUCCAUCAUGUCCAAGACAUUGAAAAAGAAGAAACACUGGUCCAGUAAAGUACAGGAGUGUACCGUGUCAUGGACCAAUGAUGGGGAGUUCGGCACCAUGGUCGACAUUCAAGGGGGUGCGGAGUCGGGAGAGUUCCCCAACCUCGGACCGGUAGUUUCAGAAGCAAUGGUUUGUCACAUCGGACGGUUUCCCAGCCCCGGAGACGUGCUUCUGGAAGUGAACGGCACUCCAGUCAGUGGGCUCACCAACCGAGACACCCUUGCUGUCAUCCGCCACUUUCGGGAACCAAUUCGCCUGAAGACUGUGAAACCAGGUAAGGUGUUGAACACAGACCUGCGGCACUACCUCAGCCUGCAGUUCCAGAAGGGCUCCCUGGACCACAAGCUACAGCAGGUGAUCCGGGACAACCUGUACCUGCGCACCAUUCCCUGCACCACCCGGCAGCCCAGAGAGGGGGAGGUCCCUGGCGUGGACUACAACUUCAUCAGCGUGGGCGAGUUCCGGGUGCUGGAGGAGAGCGGGCUGCUGCUGGAGAGCGGCACCUAUGACGGGAACUACUACGGGACGCCCAAACCCCCCGCCGAGCCCAGCCCCGUGCAGCCCGACCCAGUGGACCAGGUGCUUUUCGACGAGGAGUUUGACACCGAGGUGCAGCGCAAGCGGACCCCCUCGGUCAGCAAGAUGGACCGCAAGGACAGCGCCGCGCCGGAGGAGGAGGAGGAAGAGGAGCAGCAGCGGCCGGCCCUGGUCAACGGCGUGAACGACCACCCGGACCCCGAUGCGUCCGAGUGGAGGAAGUCGGUGCCCAGCUACAGCCAGUCGGCCGCGGCCAUGGACCCACAGGCCUGGGCCGCCCUGUCCCGGGACGAGAGCCAGGACCCCCUGCCCAAGAACAUGGAAAUGGCCUACACAGAGACCGGCAUGGUCUACUUCAUCGACCACAACAGCAAGACCACCACGUGGCUGGACCCAAGGCUGGCCAAGAAGGCAAAGCCCCCUGAGAAAGGCGACGAUGGAGAUCUGCCCUAUGGCUGGGAGAAGAUUGAAGAUCCCCAGUAUGGCAGCUACUACGUGGAUCUUCCCCCGGUAAGUCGUGGCUACGAUGGCUCCAUUGAACGGGCCCUGGUCCAGCAGGGCUGCCACGCUCACGUCGGCGACGUGAUCGUGGACAUCAACGGCCUGUGCGUACUGGGCAAGACCCACGCCGACGUGGUGCAGAUGUUCCAGUGCAUCCCCAUCAACCAGUACGUGGACCUGGUGCUGUGCCGCGGCUACCCGCUGCCCGCCGACACCGGCAGCGGCAGCGACGCCUCGGCCGAGGCCAAGGACCCCUCCCAGACCCCCUCCCCCACCGCCCGGCCGGACCCCCACCACGACGUCCCCGACGGGGGCGUCACCCUCCCCAGGCAGGGCGCCGCCGUGGCCAACGGCGGGCGCCACCACCACCACCACCACCACCACCAGCAUCAUCCACCACAACAACCAGCGCAUCACCCGCAAGGGCACCACCACCAGCACCACCCGCAACCCCCCCAGGCGGCCCCGGAGGGCCCGGACCCCACCCUGCUGCAGCCCGAGCUGAUCGGCGUGCCGCUGGUGAAGGGGCCCGGCGGGUUCGGCUUCGCCAUCGCCGACUGCCCGCUGGGCCAGAAGGUGAAGAUGAUCCUGGACGCCCAGUGGUGCCGCGGCCUGCUGAAGGGCGACGUCAUCAAGGAGAUCAACCGGCAGAACGUGCAGACGCUGAGCCACGCCCAGGUGGUGGACAUCCUGAAGGAGCUGGCGGUGGGCAGCGAGGUCAGCGUGCUGGUGCUCAGGGGAGGCCAUACAUCUCCUGUCAAAUCCCUGAAACCAGCCAUGACUCAGCAUCCCGUAGUCCAGGCGGCGCCCCACCCCUCGGCCCAGCCCCUACCCCAGCCCGGGGCCCCGUCCGCGGGACAGCACAGACCGAUGGAGAGACAGGACAUGGCGGCCAGCACGGAGACCCUGAGUCCUGUAGAGCUGCCCCCCCAGCCCCUACCGUACUCCUCCUCCGGCACCCUGCUGCGCUCCGCCUCGCCCAAGCCGGACGCCUCGGAGCUCUACCUCAGGUCCCGGGCCAUGCUGGAGAGCCAGCCUCUCAACACUAAGGAGCUGGACGUGUUCAUCAAAAGGAACCAAGAGUCUGGCUUUGGUUUCAGAGUGCUGGGAGGCGAGGGGCCGGAUCAGCCUGUGUACAUCGGGGCCAUCGUGCCCCUGGGCGCGGCGGAGAAGGACGGGCGCCUGCGGGCGGGGGACGAGCUGCUCUGCAUCGACGGCGUGCCCGUCAAGGGCAAGUCACACAAGCAGGUGCUGGACCUGAUGACCAACGCCGCGCGCAACGGCCAGGUGCUGCUCACCGUCCGCAGGAAGGUGGCGCACGCAGACGUGGUCGGCCCGGAGGAGGGCGGCCCGCAGCCGGCGCUGGCCCUGGUCAACGGGUCUCCCAGGGUGCCGCGGGUGCUGGAGGCGGGGUCGCUGCCGCCGCCGCCGCCCUCGGCCCAGCAGCACGCCCGGCCCGAGUGCUUUGACAUCACGCUGCACCGCAAGGACAACGAGGGCUUCGGCUUCGUCAUCCUCACCUCCAAGAACAAGCCCCCCCCCGGAGUGAUCCCCCACAAGAUCGGCCGCAUCAUCGAGGGCAGCCCCACGGACCGCACGGGCCAGAUGAAGGUGGGCGACCGCAUCUCGGCCGUCAACGGGCGCUCCAUCAUGGACCUGUCCCACAACGACAUCGUCCAGCUCAUCAAGGAGGCGGGGAACUCGGUCACCCUCACCGUGGUGCCCGAGGACGACAGUGGACCCCCGUCUGGUGCCAGUUCAGCCAAGCAGAGUCCUUCAGCACAACACAGGGUCAUAGGCCCCCAGGCUAAUGUCCACACCGACAGGAACGGCCAUGGAGAGGACAGGAGGGAGUACAAGACCCUGCCCUCACGAGAGACGCCAGGCACCAAGCAGGGCUGCUUCGUGGUGGAGCUGGAGCGCGGCCAGAGGGGCUUCGGCUUCAGCCUGCGGGGGGGGAAGGAGUACAACAUGGGCCUGUUCAUCCUGCGCCUGGCCGAGGAAGGGCCAGCCCUCCGCGACGGGAGGAUACACGUGGGGGACCAGAUCGUGGAGAUCAACGGCGAGGCGACCCAGGGCAUCACCCACACCAGGGCCAUUGAGCUGAUCCAGGCAGGGGGCCACCGGGUGCACCUCCUGAUGCGCCCGGGCCAGGGUCUGGUCCCCGAUCACAGCUCAAAGGACAAAACAACUAUCCCGAUGUCCGGCUUUGCCAGGCUCUCUGUAUCUGAUGAGCAUCCAUCCCCAGCCUCUCCGCCCUCCGCCCCCGAGACAUAUCCAUUCCCACCCAACACCACCCCCACCCCCACCCCAGGCCCCGAUGACACCCUAGGGGUGGGCGCCCCCGAGCGCGGGGGGUCGACCCAGCGAGCCCGCGGGCGACCCCACCAGAAGCAUCCCAGCAGCCACAGUGGCCCAGACCAACACCCCCCACACCUCGACCUGCCCCACCCAGACCAGGCGACCGGCCCGGCCAGAGAAGGCCCGGGCUGGGGAGACCACUCGGAGCCCGCCCCCCACAGCCCCAGGGAGGCGGAGAGAGGAGGAUACGACGGAUCCCCGGAGGACCGGAGCCGGGAGAAACAGACCCACCGUCCCUCCUCCUCAAGCCCCAGGAAGGGCUCCGGGAGGGGGGAGCCGCAGCAGGAUGAGGCUGGGGGCCCUCACAGGAGCCCGGAGGAGCCCCACAGUCCCCGGCGGCCAGCGGGCCAGGAGCCCAGGGAGAGGAGGGGCAGGUGGGAGGAGGAGCGAGGAGACGCCCCCGUCCAGGGAACCGCCGAGCGCCGCAAGAGAGACGGCGGUGGCCCCGCCUCCAACGCCCCCCGCCCAGAGGGAGCCCGACCACAGCAGCUUGGCCGCAGGGGGGGCAGGCAGAAGGAGAGGGAGAGACAGGCGGACCAGGAGGGCCAGCAGCCCCCGGGGCCGGCUGAAGAGGCGGGCAGGAGGGACCCCAGAGGGUCCAGCAGCAGCCUGCAGGACCCCGUCUACAGCGGGACGUCCGGCACCAAGAAGGCUGCCAUCACUCCGGGCCCCUGGAAGGUCCCCAGUACCUCCAAGAUCCAGUCCCACGGAGAGACGGCUCAUGAAGGGUUUUAAUCUGCUCACAGGGCACCCGAGGUCCAACCAGAAGGAUCAGGAGAAGGAGAAGGAGGAGCCUGCUCCGGAGCAUCGACGGUGAGAAUGGAAGGAUCAACCACUUUGUGUGUUUAUUAAAGAGACAUUGGCAUCACUGUGUAACUAACGACAACAA
Messenger RNA from Gadus macrocephalus (Pacific cod), 5352 nucleotides. RefSeq names its product membrane associated guanylate kinase, WW and PDZ domain containing 3a (gene magi3a). Lineage: Eukaryota; Metazoa; Chordata; Actinopteri; Gadiformes; Gadidae. Gene Ontology annotation, cellular component: cytoplasm. The record is from RefSeq and is a predicted model, not a curated record. Gene Ontology annotation, biological process: signal transduction. Gene Ontology annotation, molecular function: protein binding.